GUCUUUUUCCGAUAGUUAGCUAAUUGUUUUUGAAUAUCCCUUGUAAAUUUUGAUACAUAGAGAAGUUUUUUUGUAAUUUUACUUUCAUUAAUUGCUCAUUUUUAACUUUUUCUUCAUACCUAUACCCAUUAAUUUGCUUUAAUUUUAAUUGAUUGCUUUAAUCUUUGUAAAAAAUUUUUUUAAGUGCCAUAAAUUAAUUUUUUUAAAAUUGUAUAUUUAUUUCAAAGGCAUUAUUUCCAUUAAAAUUAUUUUUCUAAUUAAAGAAAAUUUUCUUGUCCGCAAAAAUUUUUGCGGACAAAGUUUUUGUCCGCAAAAUUUUUUGCGGACAGAAUUUUUUUUUUAUUUUUUAAACUUUUUCAAUUGAUGGGAGGAUGUGUGAGUAGUAGAGAUGUAGACGUUGAAAUCGAUGGAAAGCUGUUACGCUUAAAAAGAGUAAUUGCUACAGGAGGAUUCAGUCAAAUUUACCUGGCGGAGGAAGCUUCAAACAACGAAAAAUUUGCUAUCAAGAAAAUUCUCUGUCAUGGACAGGAUGAAAUUAAAUGUGUUAGGAGGGAGAUUGAGCUACUCACUCGUUUUGCUCAUUUACCACACAUUUUACCAUUCUUGGGGGUUGCAGAGGGCCGCUCUGUUGAUCCAACUUUUGCGGAAUUCUGUAUGGUUUUUCCUUUCUGCCGCCGUGGAUCGUUACAAGAAGAUUUGGCUAAUAGACGACAAAAUAAACAAUUUUUUGAAAGAAAAGUUUUACUAGAAUUUUUUAGACAGAUUAUCGAAGCUAUUGGAUAUUUGCACAGUGCUAAACCUGCAAUAGCUCACAGAGAUUUAAAACCCGGCAAUUUAAUGUUCUAUCAAGACUUUUAUACACUUCAAUUAAUCGAUUUUGGUUCAGCAAUGGAAUGCCCUUUGACUAUUUCAGAUGCCUUAACUAGCAGAAAAAUGUUGGACGAAGCUGGUCAAUAUUGUACAAUGCCUUAUAGAGCACCAGAAUUGUUUACUUGUGAAGUUGGAAUGGAAAUAGACGAAUCUGUUGAUAUUUGGUCGCUUGGUUGUGUAUUUUAUGCCCUUUGUUAUUUUGUUUCACCCUUUGAUGAAGUACAUGAACGAGGAGAUAGCGCCCUCCCCCUCUCUCGCUCUCAUCAGAGUUAUUCCCAGACGGUGGGAGGGCUACGGGGGAAGUUUUCGAGAGGGGGGGGGCUAGGGGCGGGGAUAUUUUUCUUUUUUCACGGGGGAGAGGGCGGGGGCGUGGAAUUUUUAAAAAAUGUCUCAAAUCCCCCGACUUGCGGGGACGGGGAGCAACUUUAUCUCUCACUCUUCCUAUUUCCAAGUCAAAAAACAAAAAAAAAUAACUUUAUGAUAAGACGCCCUCCUCUAGCCUCUCUUUUCUUUCUUUCCUCUCCAUUAAAAAAAAUUUUUUUUUUAAUUAAAAAUACCUCCGAGCCUCUCUCACCCUUUUUCUUAUGCAUUCUCUUCUCUAGUCAGAAAUUUUUUUUUAAUUUUGUAGUAGCUCUAGCCGUUCAAUCUGCCAAACUCUCCUUUAACUCGUCUGCACCGUAA
Meloidogyne enterolobii is the source of this 1551-nucleotide messenger RNA. The record is from the annotation of a GenBank genome assembly. NCBI's taxonomy places the organism in Eukaryota, Metazoa, Nematoda, Chromadorea, Rhabditida, Meloidogynidae.